Messenger RNA from Sapajus apella (tufted capuchin), 5092 nucleotides. RefSeq names its product Rho GTPase activating protein 27 (gene ARHGAP27). Bases 1472 to 3559 code for a protein of 695 amino acids. Lineage: Eukaryota; Metazoa; Chordata; Mammalia; Primates; Cebidae. The transcript is spliced from 17 exons. Gene Ontology annotation, cellular component: cytoplasm. Gene Ontology annotation, biological process: signal transduction; regulation of GTPase activity. The record is from RefSeq and is a predicted model, not a curated record. Gene Ontology annotation, molecular function: protein binding.
ACAGUAAAAUGGGUCAGGCGUGUGAUGAGCAUGCGGCCUCCGGGCUUCCGUGAUUCCCGCUGCCCUCCACCUUGGCAGGGAGGAGGGGAUUAGCCCACCCCUGGGGUCUGGUCUUCUGAGUCAGGCCCAGGGGAUAGGGCAGUGGUAGGAGAGCUCAGUGGGCAGAGCAGGGCAUGGGGCCCAGUCUUGCUCCCAGUGUGAUCUCUCCAAGUGUCUCGUGCCCCACAUUCACACCGUCCCUGUCUCUGCAUGGGGUCCUUGUCCCCAGCCCACAGUAGGUACAGGAGAGGAGGGGCUGAGGGACAUGGCAGGGGAGAAAAGAGAGCCAGGGUGGGGGCCAGAGGAGGAAGAAUGGGCAUAGGGUGGGAGGGGGGAGUCAGAGCCUGACCUGGAAGGGAGGUGGGCUUCGGCAGGGGUGGGCUGGUGGGCUUGGUGUUGUCUGGCUCUUAAUUCUGGGGAUGAAGCAAUUCUAAGGGAGGAGAGAAGACGAGAUGGGACCCUGGGCUCAGAGGAGGUGCUGGAGCUUCUCACUCAGGGCUGCGUACAAUGUGCGUGGCUGGGGUCUGACACCCCCACAUGAGGGGGUGAAGGGAAGAGAGGCCAGGAGGAAGAUCUAACCUUCCUCCUGGAAGAAGAUGAUGCCUGGCCCUCUUCUCUGGGUCCUUGGAGACCAGGGGACAGGCACGGGCACACUUGUACACGUAUGUGGACACGCAGGUGGGAGUGGGUGGAUGUGGGCACGCAGGCAUGGGAAGGUACAUGCAUCUUGGUGACCAAGUCUGAAGGAGACAGACCCAGGUGGUCAGGCGGCCAGAUUGUGGGGUGGUCAGAAUCCUUCCUGUCCUCCUUGGGGCUGGCACAGCCCAGACACCAGCUCCUUCUGAUAUCACAUCGGCCCAGACCCCUUCCUCUUUGGGAAGCCUUCCCCUCCCCCCCACGAGCUUCCUCUUUCCCAUCACGUCCUCCCUGGGCCUGGAGGGAGUAGACUACCACUCAUUGUCCUGUUUCCGCCCCAGGAGCUACUCCAGGCCAGCCAGGCCCCCAGCGCUCAGCGCUCCCUCUGUCCGCCCUGCCUGUUUGGUGCGCCCGUCCCCCACAGGCCCAGCUUGAUUCUCUCUGUGAAUCCCGCACUACGGCUGCAUCUGGGGGGUAAUCUUCCCCUGUGCAGCCCACGCCAUGGCUGUGUCUGGGCCUGGGAUGCAACUCACAGGUCAUUAGAGCACUGAGUGGGGCAGCCAGCGGUGUUUCUAGAAGCAUAAAAAUACCCCCAACCUGAGGCCCCUCCACCCCACCCCCCUGACUCAGGCAGCACUUCCGCUGCCCUGACAGGAAAUGGGCUGGAGUCUCAGCCUCCCGCCAUCUCAAGGCAACUUCUUGUUUCCCUCUUGCCCUGUGCCAGCACUGGGGUAGUGCCCCUGGGCUCCACCCCCAAAACCUUCCCAGGGCUCUGUCCUGACUCAGAGGGGCCAGGAUGGUGGACAUGAUCGCCAAAGUGACCAGGAGGCAGAGUCAAGCCUUGCGGGCACAGGUGGACGACCCCCCGGAGCCCGUGUACGCGAACAUAGAAAGGCAGCCCCGGGCCACUUCGCCGGGCGCCUCAGCGGCCCCUCUUCCCAGCCCGGUGUGGGAGACGCACACGGACGCGGGCACCGGGCGCCCUUACUACUACAACCCGGACACAGGCGUUACCACCUGGGAGUCGCCCUUUGAGGCUGCCGAGGGCGCUGCCAGCCCGGCCACCUCCCCUGCCUCAGUGGGCAGCCACGUGAGCUUCGAGACCGAGUGGGGCCAGUACUGGGAUGAGGAGAGCCGCAGGGUGUUCUUCUACAACCCGCUGACGGGCGAGACGGCCUGGGAAGACGAGGCCGAAGACGAGCCCGAGGAGGAGCUGGAGAUGCAGCCGGGCCUGAGCCCUGGCAGCCCUGGGAACCCACGGCCCCCCACCCCCGAGACUGACUACCCCGAGUCGCUGACCAGUUACCCUGAGGAGGACUAUUCUCCCGUGGGCUCCUUCAGUGAGCCCGGCCCCACUUCUCCCUUGUCCACACCCCCCGGCUGGUCAUGUCACGUCAGCCAGGACAAGCAGACGGUCUACACCAACCACUUCACCCAGGAGCAGUGGGUGAGGCUGGAGGACCCCCAUGGGAAGCCAUACUUCUACAACCCAGAGGACUCCUCCGUUCGAUGGGAGCUGCCCCAGGUCCCUGUCCCUGCCCCUCGAAGCAUCCAUAAAUCUAACCAGGACAGUGAUACCCCAGCCCAGGCCAGCCCUCCAGAGGAGAAGGUCCCAGCAGAGUUGGAUGAGGUUGGGAACUGGGAGGAAAUCUCUCCUGCCACAGCUGCUGUGAGGACCAAGACCUUGGACAAGGCAGGGGUGCUCCAUCGCACCAAGACGGCAGACAAAGGAAAGCGGCUCCGGAAGAAGCACUGGAGUGCCUCCUGGACGGUGCUGGAGGGUGGCGUCCUGACAUUCUUCAAGGACUCAAAGACCUCGGCUGCAGGCGGCCUGAGGCAGCCUUCCAAGUUUUCCACCCCUGAGUACACAGUGGAGCUGAGGGGGGCCUCUCUCUCCUGGGCCCCCAAAGACAAAUCCAGUAAGAAGAAUGUGCUCGAGCUGCGGAGCCGAGAUGGCUCAGAGUACCUGAUCCAGCAUGACUCGGAGGCCAUCAUCAGCACCUGGCACAAGGCCAUUGCCCAGGGCAUCCAGGAGCUGGCUGCGGAAAUCCAGUCCGCAGAGCUGCCUCCUGAGGAGGAGAGCGAGAGCAGCAGCGUGGACUUCGGGUCGAGUGAGCGCCUGGGAAGCUGGCAGGAGAAAGAGGAAGACGCGCGGCCGAGUGCAGCUGCGCCCGCCCUGGGCCCCGGGGUUCUGGAGAGCGACUUGAGCAAGGUCCGGCACAAGCUCCGCAAGUUCCUCCAGAGGCGGCCCACACUGCAGUCGCUGCGGGAGAAGGGCUACAUCAAAGACCAGGUGUUCGGCUGCGCGCUGGCCGCGCUGUGUGAGCGUGAGAGGAGCCGAGUGCCGCGCUUCGUGCAGCAAUGCAUCCGCGCCGUCGAGGCCCGCGGUCUGGACAUCGACGGGCUGUACCGCAUUAGUGGAAACCUGGCCACCAUCCAGAAGCUGCGCUAUAAAGUGGACCACGAUGAGCGCCUCGACUUGGACGAUGGGCGCUGGGAGGACGUCCACGUUAUCACCGGUGCCCUGAAGCUCUUCUUUCGGGAGCUGCCCGAGCCCCUCUUCCCCUUCUCGCACUUCCGCCAGUUCAUUGCCGCCAUCAAGUUGCAGGACCAGGCCCAGCGCAGCCGCUGUGUACGCGACCUGGUGCGCUCGCUGCCCGCCCCCAACCACGACACAUUGCGGCUUCUCUUCCAGCACCUCUGCCGGGUGAUCGAGCACGGCGAGCAGAACCGCAUGUCGGUUCAGAGCGUGGCCAUUGUGUUCGGGCCCACGCUGCUGCGGCCCGAGGUGGAAGAGACCAGCAUGCCCAUGACCAUGGUCUUCCAGAACCAGGUGGUGGAGCUCAUCCUGCAGCAGUGCUCCGACAUCUUCCCGCCGCACUGACGGCGGGCCUGGGACUGGGGCGGCGGCCGCAGUCCUGCCACACCAGCUGGGCGGCGGAGGCCGCGAGCCGGGCCUCCUUCUCUCUGGGACCCUCCCCCAGCGCACUGCCGCAGGCCGAUGUGACUUCUGUACCCUCGAUUCUGAGGGUACGGUGACCCCUAGUGGGCACUUCGCAAAAUGUGAUUUACACCCCACCCCCGACCCCGCUCCGCACGUCCUGUUUUGGGAUUAAUUAGGUUUUUUUUUCUGUGGCAUCGCGCCUACUGUGCGUGUGCGAUAGCGUGUGUGGGGGUGAGAGUUUGUUCUGGAAUGGUGGGUGCUGGGAGGAGGAGCUUGGUGGGGGGCUUCCUGGCUGCUUCUGGUGGGCACCUCAUGGAGGCCUUCGCAGAGACCCUGUGGGUCCUGGCCCUGUGCGGGCACUGUGCCAGUUAUGGGGCAGCUGUGACCACUGCCCCACUGUAGAAUCAGGACUGACCUAGCCUCCAGCGGGCGGCUGAACCUGCCCUUCUUAGGCCUCAGGGAUGACCUCCUGCCUGGGCCUCUGGCAGGCUGGCUGUGGGCCAGUUUCAUCUGCUUUCCUGUUGGGGGUCCUGGGCCUCUGCUGCCCCUGACCCACUGGAGUUCUGCACAAGGCUUCAUCCUGUUCACCACAUGCACACCUGGCGUCCUGCUCGACAUGGCCAGUUCCACACACAAUCCCGUUUUACAGACGGGGACACUGAGGCCUGGAGCGACACUGUGGCUUGCUCAAGGCCCAGUGAGUGAUCUCACUCCCCAGAAAAGGCUCCUCCCACACCAGAGUGCAGCCUGGAUAAGGGGAAAUCAGUCCUUUCAGAUACCACCCCUCUGACCUUUGGGCCUAUGCCAGAACUAAACUGGGUGUGUUCCCUCUGGACCCGAGGAGGCCCCUGAAGGCAAAAAAGGAGCCUGCCACAGCUGUCUUGUCCUGGGGGAAGGGGACAGAGCCCCAGCAGGAGCUAGCCCCUCUUGGCACUCUGACAGUCAGGUAUGCCCAUGUGGGGCCCACUUUGCCAUGAAGAGCUGGGCAGGCCUGCAGGGUGUGGGGAAGGUGGAUACAACCUCAAAAAAGGAAGCGUGAACCCCAGGGGGCAGCAGCCCCCUCAGACACAAGCCACCUCCUCAGACACAAGCCACCUCAGCUUGCGGCUCUUGGCCCCCAGCCCCACCCACCCACCUGUUCAUUUAUGCAGCAGACAAUGACAGCUGAUAUUUAUUGGAAUUUGCAUCGUGCCAAGCAUUUUGCCUGGAUUAUCCCAUUUGUUUCUCACAGCCGGUAUUUAUUGUCUGCUCUUCUGUGCCAGGCACUGUGCUCUGGGCAGGGGCACGUCGAGGGCCGCCCGCCCUGGUGGAGCUUAUGGUCUGAUGGGUGAGGCUGACCCAAGCCCACCCCAUUGCCAGCAGGGCCAGGGCAAGAGUACACACACGGAGGCCUCAUACCAUAUGUCUAAAUAUUUAAAAGUUAUCAAUCAAGCUAACAACUGUUAAAUAAAAUAUGUUCUAUUCUCCUACUUU